AUGCCUGGUGCAUUCCCAGGAGCGCCGGGAGAGAACACAUCCAGCAACAGAACACCAAAGAGAAGAUUUGUGGGACGGAGAACGGCAGAGGCGCAGGUCAGACCGAGAAUCGAUGAGAAUCCAUCUGUGGGAGAAGCAAAUGCUGUUGUUCCAAAAGUCCGGCGAAGAACUCCACGAGCUUCGAACCCGGUACCACCGAAGAUCCUCGAUGACCCCGAUAUUCAAGCCGCGGUCGACUUACUGCCUCACAAUUACAGCUUCGAGAUCCCCAAAACUAUCCAUCGUAUACGGACCCUCGAGGCGAAAAGAGUGGCUCUUCAGUUUCCGGAAGGCCUGCUCAUGUUUGCCACCACCAUCUCAGAUAUCUUGACACAAUUCUGUCCGGGAACCGAGACUCUGAUUAUGGGAGAUGUCACGUAUGGCGCAUGCUGUAUUGAUGAUUACACGGCAAGGGCUCUCGGUUGUGACCUUCUUGUCCAUUAUGCACACAGCUGCCUGAUACCGGUGUCGGCGACCAAGAUUGCCACACUCUAUAUCUUUGUAGACAUCUCGAUUGACACCACACACUUAGUGAACACACUCUCUCGAAACAUUUCGCCCGGGAAGACAAUUGCUAUGGUGAGUACCAUACAGUUCAACUCAACACUGCACACGAUACGACCAGCGCUUGAGGCAGAAGGCUUAAGGCUGGUAGUACCCCAAGUAAUGCCACUAAGCAAGGGCGAGGUGCUGGGUUGUACCGCCCCUCAGAUCGCUUCAGAUGCCAAUGUUGACUUGAUUCUCUAUCUGGGAGACGGGCGCUUUCACCUUGAAGCUGCCAUGAUAGCGAAUCCUCAUCUACCAGCCUAUCGAUAUGAUCCAUAUUCGCGGAAACUGACCAGGGAAUCUUAUUCACACGACGAAAUGCUGGAGAUGCGAUCUGCUGCUAUCAGCACGGCCAAGAACGCAAAGAAAUGGGGUCUCAUACUCGGAGCUCUGGGGCGACAGGGCAAUCCGCAUACUCUGACCCUGAUUGAAAAUUAUCUAAACCAACAGGGGAUACCGUUUGUUAACCUUUUGCUCAGCGAAAUCUUCCCAGGAAAGCUCGCCAUGUUUGAAGAUGUGGAUUGCUGGGUACAAAUUGCAUGCCCUCGGUUAAGCAUUGAUUGGGGAUAUGCCUUUCCUCGACCAUUAUUGACGCCGUAUGAGGCUCUAGUUGUCCUGGGCGGAAAGCAAGGUUGGGAGAAGGAGGACGGAACCUAUCCGAUGGAUUUCUACGCAAAUAAUGGUUUGGGCAGGACGACCGAGAAGAUUGCCGCGCAAGUGGGAGUAUCAGCUUGA
This is a messenger RNA of Rhinocladiella mackenziei CBS 650.93, 1320 nucleotides long. Its product is annotated as diphthamide biosynthesis protein 1. The record is from RefSeq and is a predicted model, not a curated record. The transcript has 2 exons. NCBI's taxonomy places the organism in Eukaryota, Fungi, Ascomycota, Eurotiomycetes, Chaetothyriales, Herpotrichiellaceae. Bases 1 to 1320 code for a protein of 439 amino acids. Gene Ontology annotation, molecular function: 2-(3-amino-3-carboxypropyl)histidine synthase activity. Gene Ontology annotation, biological process: protein histidyl modification to diphthamide.